AGGGGAGGACAGAGAUCGUUUGAACUCUAAGUCUUGUAAUCUAGUUAAACAGAAGCUUGUGCCCACAUUAUCUUUCACAGGUAAUUAUGAGGUGCUGAAUUUUGGUGACUGCCAUGUAAACUUUAAAUACCAAGAAAGUUUUGCAAUGGCCAACCACAGCAGCAGCCAGGCGGUGAGGUUUGAGUGGCCACCUAGUGGACCUCAUAUCAGCUUUUCACCACAGAACCAUUUUACCCUAGAACUGAAGAAGCUUCUCGGAUGAGAGGUGAAACGUCUUCAAGCAACUCAAAGAAGUCCAGACGCUUUUCUUUCCAAGCUCCUUAGAGAAGUAAAAAUGGAAAUUUGCACAGUGAAACAGCUUCAGUUCCUACAGCAGUGACCGUGUCUCAUAAUAUACUGUAUCUCUCCCAAUCGAACACAGUAUGCUGUAUUAGUCAAUCUUUAUUUCUCUUCUUUUCAACUUUUAAUGUCACAACUCCUCUGCUCUUCUUCAUCUUUGUCUCACACUUCUUCCUCAUCUUUUUCUUGAAGCGAUAGUCAUGUAUGAUUUUCUGCUUUGUCCUUGUCUGCAGAUGUGUUUUGAAUAUGUUGCUGAGCAGCUGGAUGCAGUGGAGUCAUUCUGGACUUUUCUGAUUGAGACCCCAUCACUGUCUGUUCCCUUCCAGUGUGUGGUCACUGCUAGAGAACCACUCACCUAUCUCGGCAGACCUCACCUUGACAUUGGGGAACUGCUUGUUGGUUAUUUUGAAUUGUGCUCAUGUGCUUGUGAAGGACAAAAAGUGGAAUAAACCGUCAAUCUUUGAAUGGAGAGGAAGACCCCUUGCAUUUCUCUUGUUUCACUAUGAGCACUUCUGUACAAGUUCAGAAGUCAGGAGGGGGGGCCUCAAAAACAUUGUCCCCAACCACCAAGAAACUCUGGACUUUAAGAAGGUGGGGAUUUCAGAGCAAUCCACCUUUAAUUUUCUGGUGUCCAAGUUUUCAAGAUUCAUUAUAGAAGUGAACUUAGAACUAACAGUUCCCAGAGCACUGCAGCAGCACUUUGUUACAAAACCACAACAAGCUAGCAUUGAAGCUGGGAAGCAGCUGCAGUCAUCGCAAUUUUUUCUCACCAGAGCAUUUGCAACCUCAGUGAGAAGCUAGUGUGGAUUUUUACUGAGGUGAAGCAUGCGCCAACAUUUACCUUUGAUAUAAAAGGCUGUAGUACUGAGUCUUGAAUUCUCCUUUACCAAGUUCAGUUUGGGAAGUACUUCUUGUACUGUCCUGGCAUGGAGCCAGCAGCUCUUGUGUUAAGGAGCACAGGUGAAAAGCACACCAGCCUCCAGUGCCAGUUCAAGAACACUGAUGUCCUUCAGAUGAAUUUCCAGCCAGAUGUUUUGUCGGCUGGUGGUGUAAUGGAGAUGCGUGAGCCACGUCAGUAUCAUGAAACGCUCCUUCACCUUAGACAGCUGUGUCACGAAACAGGUGGACAUACUUGGCCAAGGCAUCGAGAUCAAGCUGGAAGUUGAGGAUCCAAGGCAAAAGAAGGUGAAACUGGGUCCUCUGAAAAUCGGUCAAAAGGGGUAAAAACAGGUGGUUCUGGUACCUUUCGUGCACCCUGAUGCUCAGCACAGAUAAACCAGUUAAUCAAAAGUUAUGCAAACAGACAACACAGACAACGCACACAUAAAUAGCAGGCCACUAAAGCAACACUUAAUUUCACCCUGUCUUCCAGGAUCUAUAUUUCAGUCCAGCAGGUGAACUGCUGCUGAAAUUGAGCAAGGGUUCAUGUACUGUUCAGAUCAAUUUCUCACCUCAUCAGCGCAUUCUUCCCUUCACUGCUGAGCUGAAGUUUGUAGGACUCCUGCACCCCCUGCUGACCAUCCAAGGUUCCUGCCAGGAUGUCAAAGCCCAGCCAGAAGAGAGGUACUUUGGAGCUGUAGUCCAACGCUGCCAUUCAGGAAGAAGAAUGCUAUGAUGAAUACUGGUGACGCUGGUGCCCAGUUUAAGUGGAAAACAGAGGAUUUUCCUGCAGUUAUUCAUCAUGCCAGCUAAUGGAUAUAUCUAUCCAGGAGUGGAGGUUCCCUUUCCAAGCGACUUUUGCCUCUGUGGAGCUGAGUAAUGGCACAAAAUAUGAGAAUCUUAGUUGCCUUGUGGAGGGUUCUUCUUCGCCUGUCACCCUCACUGUCACUGGCUCCUGCAUCAUGGCCUACACUAGCAAAGAGGUGGUGAGCUCUGUGUGUCCAGUUCGUGGCUCCCACACACAGACCCUGUCUGUCCUCAGCCCCACAAUCCAGUGUUGCACCAUCAAACCUGUCAUUGAGGGCAAGCAUUGGAGUUCUCCACUCUUUGUGACCUUCAAGCCGCGCCAGAACUGCAUUCCCAAUAACCUCCCGAUCUAUGACCGUGACUGCUCCUGGAAAAAACACCAGGGAUCUGCCUUUUUUUGCCUUUCCCGAUGGGACAGGUGUGCUGUACACCUUGCAGGGAGCUGCUGAUCCUCCUGUGGCAGGGGACACUCUUGUGCAUGAGCUACCUGCUAAAACUCUCCACACACUGUUGCUCCCUGUGCACAACUGGCUCUCUAGGCAACAAAGGUUCCUUGUGUGUCUAGAGACAGUGAAGCCUGACAAGCCAGAUGCUACAGUGUCCCUCAAGGAAAUCAAGUUUAUUGAUGUCCCUGCCCAUGCUAAGAGGGACUACGAGUGUUUUGUUUUGUUUUGUUUUUUACAUACACAGAGGGCAACAUCUCCAGGAGUCCUGUCCACCAUCAAGCUGGGGACACCUGUUCGUCAGGUGGCCUCGGCCACUAUUCAAGUAGAGAACCCUCUGACCCAGACAGCCUGCCUCACUAAGGAGUGUAAAUGUCUUGGCAUCAUCGUCCAACCUCAGCACAGUGUGCCAGGACAGUCCAAGGUUUUUUUGACUGUUCAUUACAUGCCUCUUCAUCCAGGCGAGUCUACUGCCCGUCUAACUUUGUUCAGCAAUGAGCUGGGCCACUUCCACUACGAUCUGCUUCUCAGAGCUCUGCCCCCACCACCAGAGAAAUCUGUGGACAAUACUUUGCUGGGCAGCAGCCACUCUGUCACUGUAAUGUUUAACAACUACUCACGCUUCAAAACCGAGUACUGCUGCAAGACUGACCGUCCGGCCUUUAUUGUAGACAAGAAUGUCAGCACAUUACCAGGUUUCCCUUCGGGCUCAAAGGCCAGCAUGGAGGUCCGUUUCAAGCCUUAUCAGCUGGGGUAAAUAAGAGGCCAGCUAAGCCUGUCUUCAGUAAUUGGUGGUGAAUACAUCUUUCCCCUACUCAAACCUCAAGGCCCGUUCAGCAUCAAAGCCGGUGGGAACGUCAUUAUCCUCUUCAAGAAUGUGUUCCUGCAGACCACCACUUUCUCUCUUCUGGUUGACAACUCCCAUUUUACUGUCAAUGGAGGGGGCAACAUUCAAUCCAAAGAGACCCCGAAAAUCCUGGUGUCAUUUGAGGUUCCUUCAGACGGCUCUCCAGGACCAUGGUUAGGCAGCUAGAUCAUCUCCAGUCGGCACUCCGAAGGCCACAGGAGGCCAUACUCACGCGUCUAUUAUCUGAAGGGUCUUCAGUUAUCUUAGAGACAUGUGCAGACACAGAGAGAUUGACUAUAGAUGUAAACAUGAAUGCACUUAAGAAAUUAGGCCUUCAUUGCUGGAUGUUCGUAUGUUUCAGUUGCAUGUUUUGUUAUUUUUCUGUAGCCUGUUAGCCAUUUAAUUGCCAAAAUGUUCAAGCCAGAAUGUGUUGUGUAUUUGUGUGAUUUAAAUAAGUGGCUGUCACGAAUCUGUUGGUAAAUAUUUAAUAAUGAACUCAAUACAUCCUGCAUAUAAGA
Molecule: messenger RNA, 3833 nt
Organism: Oreochromis niloticus (Nile tilapia)
Lineage: Eukaryota; Metazoa; Chordata; Actinopteri; Cichliformes; Cichlidae
Product: hydrocephalus-inducing protein
Exons: 16
Coding region: 2377-3225 (282 amino acids)
Biological process (GO): cilium movement; axonemal central apparatus assembly
Cellular component (GO): axoneme
Source: RefSeq, a predicted model, not a curated record